CAGCGCUGUGCUCAUUGUAGUCAGCCAUUAGCUUCAAAACCUUGUUGGGCAGCUCAUGCCUUGGAUGGGUGCUGCUGACCAGGCUUUGAGCCAAGCUGGCAUGGUUUUGUAAUUUUGCCAUUGGUAUUCCACAUCAUAGCAUCAUGGACAGCCCGGGUAAUUACAGGGUUAAUAGUCCGGUUCUGUGUACUGACAACCUUCCAGAUACCUGCUUCUCGAAAGAGAAGAAGAACUGCGUAUCCCAGAGGACCUCACGGUCAGAGAGGGAAGAUACGGCACUGAAAUCACAGGUUAUGAGUUGCGUGAUCAGGCUCACACUCUCUCUCUGGCAGCCACGCAGAGUGCUGGGUGUGCUUCCGAGCUGUGCGCCUUCAUUCAAGCAGACCUUUCGGUUUUGGAAACUUUCUCUUAUUUUAUCUUUUUUAUAACCCGUACUUUCAAUUUGAUUGUAUUAUAUUGUGUUAUCUUGCAUUCCAAUAUCACGGUUAGUAAAAUAAGUUUUCCACCUUAGAUUGUGGCCACUGCUCUGUUCUUUUUCCCUCUCUGAGCCCAGCUCCCAUUCCCCCGUCCCCUUUCCCUUCCCAUUUUUGGGUGCCAGGGGGCCCACAGGCCCACGGCCUCCCUGUCACGGGCAUAGACUGAUCUAGAUUGAGCUAGAUAACUCCGUGACAGCUUUUGGUGGAGAAUGCGGGCAAUCUGAAGCUUUUAACGCUAACAGAGAAAAGAAAGGAUUUCUUUAAGCUGGAGACUGCCAGACUGCAAGGCAGUGCUAGUGUGACCUUCAUAGAUGAGAUUAUAGUCUGGGCAGUCUGCCGAACUCCGGACACUGUACCCAGUAGUUAUUGUUGUUGUUGUUUUUCCCCCCAUUUUAGCAGCUACCAGCUAUGAGUCUGCUCUUUAUUGCAGGAGCGUUGUAUAAGGGAUGAAGGACAAUCAUGAUCUUGGGAAAUUAUUGGCCUAUAAUUAACAUCAUGAUUUCGUGCUGUGGAAUUGUGUUCAUGUAUAACCAAAUAAGGGCCCUGAUGGAGACACCUGCCUGGUACCAUUAUGCAAUGUGGUAUCAUUUUAAGUUUGACACUUUCAAACCAGUUUCCAGCCUUCCUUCUCAGUUUGUCACACGUUUUUUCAACUGCCGAGCUGGAGCUCAUACUCUUGUGCACGUUAUCGAUCUCCUUGAAUGUUUUCUUCUCCAUUUGUGUUAUGUGGAAGAAGUCUCCUCCAUAACCAGAGAAUGCUGACUGGCAGGGAAUAUGGAGAGGUUUAGGAGAAAACUUAGAAGCGUGGGGACCCGCAAUGUCAUGGCACUCCACUCUUGGACACCUGUGGGAUCCCAGGAAACGAAGCCAGUAUUUGAGUCAGGGAUGGUGUGGCUCAGAUAGAUCGAAGGAGGUACGGCUUAUUUGGGGCUUGGCUUGUGCUUACCGUGCUCUAUGUAAUACUCUUCUGGAGAGAGAGAGUUUCCAAGCAGAGGUUGAAGCCAAAGGGGGAAAUCUUGAAGUCGAAUCUGAUCAGUCACAGGAGACACCAGUAGCAGUGUCAGCUGCCCCUGUGGAAGGCAAGAAAAGGAAGUGGGUGUCCACGCGUCUGGAAUGGAAAAAAGAAGCAGCAGCAGCGGAGGAGGAGGUAGAGGAAGAUCCAGGCCAGGGGGCCUCCUCAGAGCCACAAAAGGCAAAAGCAAAAACCAAGAGACACGGAGAGGCGAGUGAUGAAGAGGAAGUCUCUAUUUCUGUUUGCCGACCUCUGAAGAUGACUGAAAUCCAAGGCUCAAGGAAAGAGUUUACACGGCAUCCGAACAAAACCCUUGUCACCUGGUUGCUUCGCUGUUGGGACGGGGGGGCCAGUAGCUUGUCUCUGGAUAGUAACAAAGCCCGCCAACUAGGAGGCAUUGCCAAAGACUCAUCUAUUGACAGAGGGAUUAGUAGAUGUUUGGAUGGAGCCACCACCCUCUGGGAACGAAUGUUAGUAGCCGUCAGGGAAAGGCAUCCCGUCAGAGACAGUCUGAAGCCUGUGAUGAAGAAGUGGGAUACAGCUGAAAAAGGUAUCCAGUAUUUGAGGGAAAUAGCUGUGGUGGGAAUGGUGUAUGACCCUAAUUUUGCUCCUAACGAUCCACGCCAAGGUCAUGAUCCGCAGAGAGUGAGAACAAUGCCUGAUAUAUGGCAGAAACUCACAAGAACAGCACCAGAUCUACCCUCAACACACGCUUCCAUUUCAGCCAUCUCAGAAUGAGCAAAGACUGGAUGAAGUACAAGAACAAGUGUCUCUAUUGAUAAAUCAUGACGAACCUGUAGAAGUAUCAGAAACGUUUGAUGAAGAUCAGGAUAAGCAAAUGGGCCUAAUGAAAGAACUGAUCAAGCUAAUGAAAAUCCACUUAAUUAAAGGGGAUGGACCCUUCUCCUCACCUGCAUCAUCAAAAAUCUCAGCUACUGAAGGCAAAUUCUUUCCUGCUCAAAUGAGGAACAUUGUAGGAUUGCAUCGUGUAUUGCCUCUUGGUGUCACCUCAGUGACCACAGAGAAGACAUGAGGAAGUGGCAUGACCACACUACUCCUGUACUGCGAGCACGGGUGAGAGAAUUACAGAACUAAUCAACCAGCGGUGUAGUUGCUCCAGUUACCACAGGUAAUGAAUAGAGGGGCCCUGCCCUCAGUCAGGGAGGGAGAGGGAUAACAGAGUUCAUUGGACUGCACAGAUCCGAUGGCCUGGCACAUCAGAACCACAGAAAUAUAAGGCCCUGGUGGAUACUGGUGCACAGUCCACUCCAAUGCCCUCAAGUCAUGAAGGGACAGAAUCAAUCCGUAUUUCUGGAGUGACUGGGGGCUCUCAAGAACUGACUGUGUUGGAGGCCGAAAUAAGCCUCACUGGUAAAGACCGGCAAAAAACACCCGAUUGUGACUGGCCCAGGGGCUCCAUGCACGCUGGGUAUCGAUUCCCUCAGAAGGGGGCAUUUCAAGGAUCCCAAGGGGUAUCGCUGGGCCUUUGGAAUAGCUGCUGUAGAUACAGACAACAUUCAGCAGCUGUCUGUUUUGCCUGGCCUGUCAGAAGAUCCGUCUGUUGUGGGGUUGCUGCGAGUAAAAGAGCAGCAGGUACCGAUUGCCACAAAAGCAGUGCACAGACGGCAGCACUGCACCAACAGGGAUUCCUCGCUCGCCAUUCAUAAGUUGAUUUGUCAACUAGAGAGUCAAGGAGUGAUCAGCAGAACGCACUCGCCUUUUAACAGCCCCAUAUGGCCAGUGCGUAAAGCCAGUGGAGAACGGAGGCUGACGGUAGACUACCGUGGCCUGAAUGAAGUCGCACCCCCACUGUGUGCUGCUGUGCCGGACAUGUUAGAACUGCAAUAUGAACUGGAGUCAAAAGCAGCCAAGUGGUAUGCCACCAGUGACAUUGCUAAUGCCUUCUUUUCCAUUCCUCUGGCCACAGAAUGCAGGCCGCAAUUUGCCUUCAGCUGGAGGGGCGCUCAGUCUACUUGGAACCGUUUGCCCCAGGGGUGGAAACACAGCCCAACCAUUUGCCAUGGGUUAAUCCAAACUGUACUGGAACAGUCAGUGCUCCUGAGCACCUGCAGUACAUUGAUGGUAUUGUUGUGUGGGGCGAUACAGCAGAGAAUGCUUCUGAGAAAGGAGAGCAAAUAAUCCAGACCCUUCUGCAAGCUGGUUUUGCUAUCAAGCGAAGCAAAGUGAAAGGACCUGCCCAGGAGAGUCGGUUCCUAGGUAGAAAGUGGCAAGAUGGGCGCCGUCACAUCCCAGCAGAUGUGAUGGACAAAAAUCACUGCCGUGUCUCCACCCAUUAGUAAGAAGGAGACACAAUCUUUUCUGGGUGUAGUGGGCUUUUGGAGAAUGCGCGUUCCAAACUAUAGCCUGUAGGAGAGUGGCUCAGGGAGCAAGGAGUUGUGAGCUUGAGUGCUAUGUGCACAACCCAGGCUGUGAGACCUUGAAGCUGUCAAAGCAGGAAGACAAACUGAGGCUUCACUUAAGAUAAGGGGGUAGCUAGCCUGGGAAGAGAUCAAGACAGUGGAAUGCGAAGAACAGUGAAAAAAAACAUGUGAUGCUUAAUGCUGUACCAAUAGCUAGCAAGCAAGACACGUGAUUUCUGUGUGCUAACCAGUUAUAAGUUGCCGUGUGUACCCUGUAUUUCUGUAUAAGUAUGAGCUGAUUCGGGCAAUAAAGGAUUAGAGGAGUUUCCACCAGUA
Messenger RNA from Gallus gallus (chicken), 4184 nucleotides. RefSeq lists its product as uncharacterized. The transcript has a single exon. The record is from RefSeq and is a predicted model, not a curated record. The coding region runs from base 1294 to 2226 and encodes 310 amino acids. NCBI's taxonomy places the organism in Eukaryota, Metazoa, Chordata, Aves, Galliformes, Phasianidae.